Molecule: messenger RNA, 939 nt
Organism: Aspergillus steynii IBT 23096
Lineage: Eukaryota; Fungi; Ascomycota; Eurotiomycetes; Eurotiales; Aspergillaceae
Product: aromatic alcohol reductase
Exons: 1
Coding region: 1-909 (302 amino acids)
Molecular function (GO): oxidoreductase activity
Source: RefSeq, a predicted model, not a curated record
AUGGCCUCGGUUCAGAUCGCACUAGCAGGUGCUACAGGCAAUCUCGGUCGCCCUAUUCUCGAAGCUCUCCUUGGAACAGGCUACAACGUUACAGUCCUUUCACGCAUAGGCGGAAAUUCAUCAAAACUGAAACCGCACCCAAGCCUUGUCAUCAAAGAGGUUGACUUUAGCUCCGUCCAGUCCCUGACUCCUGCAUUGCGAGGGGUCCAUGUUGUCAUUUCAUGCCUCGCCACGUUAGCCAUUGGCAGCCAGAAUCCCUUGAUCGACGCAUCAGUUGAAGCGGGCGUCAAGCGAUUCAUCCCGGCAGAAUUUGGCAUGGAUUCGCAAAACCCUCUCAGCGUGCAACUCCCCGUUUGUGCUCCGAAAGCUGCGACGCAGAAAUACCUCCUGGACAAGUCAACUUCCAAUCCGGAGUUCACAUUCACGGGGAUAGCCAACGGAUUAUUCCUGGACUGGUGCUUGGAGAAUAAAAUCAUUCUAGAUCUGACACAUCAUACUGCGACUUUAUAUAAUGGCGGCGAUGUGCCUUUCAGUGCUACCACUUUGGCGGACGUUGCCAAGGGGGUUUUGGGGGUCAUUCAACAUCAGGCCGAGACUGCGAAUCGGAUUGUCUACAUCCAUUCUGCUGUGGUCACCCAGAAUAGACUGAUUCAGUAUGCUGAAAAAAAGGACGGAAAGGCCUGGCAGACCGCUGUGAAAAGUACCGACGAAGUCAAGCAGGAAAGCUUCGCCGAAUUAGCGAAAGGCGCGCAGGCAGACAUUGAUGCGGCAAUGCUCGGGUUCUGUAUUCUGGCCUCGUGGAGUCCUGAAUACGGAUGUGACUUUUCGGCCCACUUGGAUAAUGAACUGCUAGGCGUGAGGCAGAUGGACGAGGCUGAACUCAGGGCAUUGGUGGAACGUCUUUUGUAAUGGCUGAGUCCUUGGUAGAAUGCCGUGACU